Penicillium olsonii is the source of this 1200-nucleotide messenger RNA. The record is from the annotation of a GenBank genome assembly. NCBI's taxonomy places the organism in Eukaryota, Fungi, Ascomycota, Eurotiomycetes, Eurotiales, Aspergillaceae.
AUGGAUAGUGAGAGCUUGGAGAAAUCUCCCACUAAUAGUCCACAGUGUGAUGAGAAGAGACCAGCGUGCGCUAAAUGCGUCAACCAUUCCAUCGAGUGUGACUUCCUGUCUGCAGAUGCCAACUCUCUUUCGCCGUCGGCCCCUCAGCCUGUGUCUUCAAAUACGAGGUUCAGAUUCAAGCCUUCCAAAUACCAAUCUAGCAAACACUCCUCCCCAGCGGCAAGCCAGACCUCUCUGGAUGCCCCUAGGGCUGAAUCGAGUGUCCCAGAACCACAACCCCAGCAAGAGACUCUAUCAUUCGAAGACCUGCGUCUCUUCCACCAUUUCGUCACAGAAACAUACCGAACCCUCUCGGACGAAGCAACCGAUCCGAAUCGAGUCUGGCAAUCCCAGAUCCCCCAAUGGGGAUUCACGACACCGUCAAUCUUCCACCUCAUUCUCGCCAUGGCAGCACUACACCAAGGCCACCUCAAUCCAGAUCUACGCAAUCAGUAUGUAAUGCAAGCAGAUGCGCACUUCACAUUCGGAAUUCGCUCCGUAUCCGCUAUCCUGGCAUGCUUGAAUGCCGAAAACUGUCAAUUGAUAUACAUGUCAGCAGUGUUGAUCUGCUUCGUGUACUUUGCGCAUGGCCCACGGCCAGGGGAGUAUCUCGUCUUUAGUGAGACGGGGAAAGCGGAAUGGCUUGUUCUCAUGCGAGGUGUACGGUCUAUUCUGAUGUCUCAUCAUAAUAGGAUUUUCACUGGUGUUCUAGAAAUCCAAGAUGACCCUUCCGUUCAAGAUGUGAGUCCGUCGUUGCGUGAUGAACUUCGUCAACAUGAGGCUCGCAUGAAUGAUGUUCGUGUCUGGAUUGAGGCGCAGAUUGGAGAGCAGGCUGGGAUAUAUACGAGUGCGCUUGAGAAUCUGGCGGAGAUGUAUGAGGCAUCUUACCGGAUGUGCAGUGCUGGAAAGGGUGGGAUUGGAGUCAUGUCUCAUUCGAUUGGGUGGAUUUACCGGAGACCAGAGGAGUUUGUUUGUUUGCUUGAGGGGAGAGAUCCAUUUGCUUUGAUUAUUCUUGCUUAUUGGUGUGUGCUUUUGAAGUUGAUGGGCUCCUCGUGGAUGAUGGUCGGCUGGGAUCGGCAUGUCAUCGGAGGAAUUCAAUCCUGCUUAAGCACCGAGUAUCAUCAGUGGAUUGAGUGGCCUGUGAGCGUCAUUUGCGGAUGA